AUCCCUCUCUCCUGGAAGCUGGACCAAGGGAAAGGCUUUGGGCAUCAGCCCACCUUGACCAUGAUCUCUGCCUGGUUGUGGCUGUUUUGCCUCUCUGUUAUUCAGGCUUUCACCACCGAGUCCCAGCCGGCAGAGCUGCAUGUGGAAGUCCCUGAAAACUAUGCUGGAAAUUUUCCUUUUUACAUCAUCAAGCUACCACUACCCCUUGGGAGGGAUGAAGGCCAGAUUGUCCUAUCAGGGGACACAGACAUGGCAGCUCAAGACCCCUUUUCUGUGGAUCUAGAUUCUGGCUUUCUGGUGGCAACGAGGGCCCUGGAUCGGGAGGAAAAGGAAGAGUAUCAACUGCAGGUCACCCUGGAGUCUGGGGAUGGACUUGUCUUGUGGGGUCCACAGCUUGUGACUGUGCAUGUGAAAGAUGAGAAUGACCAGGUACCCCAAUUCUCCCAAGACAUCUACAGAGCUCAACUGAGCCAGGGCACCAGGCCUGGGGUCCCCUUCCUCUUCCUCGAGGCUUCUGAUGGGGACGCACCAGGCACAGCUAACUCAGACCUUCGAUUCCACAUUCUGAGCCAGUCCCCAACUCAGCCUUUACCAGACAUGUUCCAGCUGGACCCUCGACUCGGGGCUCUGGCCCUUAGUCCCAAGGGAAGCACCAGCCUAGACCAUGCCCUUGAAGAACCUUACCAGCUCUUGGUACAGGUCAAGGACAAGGGUGACCAGCCCUUAGGCCACCAGGCUAUGGCCACUGUGGAGGUCUCCAUAGUAGAGAGCACGUGGGCACCCCUAGAGCCUGUUCACCUGGCUGAGAAUCUCAGAGCUGCAUACCCACACAGCAUUGCCCAGGUGCGCUGGAGUGGAGGAGAUGCCCAUUAUCAACUGGAGAGCCAGCCUCCAGGCCCCUUUGACGUGGAUCCAGAGGGGAAGAUCCGUGUAACCGAGGAGCUGGACCGGGAGGCCCAGGCUGAGUACCGGCUCCGUGUCCGAGCUCAGAAUUCCCAUGGAGAGGACUACGCAGAACCCCUGGAGUUGCAGGUGGUGGUGAUGGAUGAGAACGACAAUGCACCUGUCUGCUCCCCACAUGGCCCAACAAUCAGCAUCCCUGAGCUCAGCCCCCCAGGAACUGAAGUGGCCAAGCUGUCAGCAGAGGAUUUGGAUGCCCCUGGAUCACCCAAUUCCCACAUUGUGUAUCAGUUGCUGAGCCCUGAGCCUGAGGAGGGGGCUGAAGAAAGAGCCUUCGAGUUAGAUUCUACCUCGGGCAGUGUGACACUGGGAACUGCCCCACUCCACGCUGGCCAGAACAUCCUGCUGCAGGUGCUGGCUGUGGACUUGGCAGGUGCCGAGGGCGGCCUCAACAGCACAUGUGAGGUGUCAGUCGUGGUCACAGACGUCAACAACCACGCCCCUGAGUUCGUCACUUCCCAGAUUGGGCCUGUAAGUCUUCCGGAGGAUGUGAAGCCUGGGGCUCUGGUGGCCACACUCACAGCCGCUGAUGCUGACCUUGAACCUGCCUUCCGCCGUAUGCACUUUGCCAUUGAAGAAGGAGACCCAAAAGGGAUCUUUGACCUGUCCUGGGAGCCAGACUCUGAUCACGUCCAGCUCAGACUCCGAAAGAACCUCAGCUACGAGGCAGCCCCCGAUCAUAAGGUGGUGGUGGUAGUGCGGAACGUAGAGGAACUGGUGGGCCCGGGCCCAGGCCCUGCAGCCACAGCCACGGUGACUAUACUGGUGGAGAGGGUGGCACCACCCCUCAGGCUGGACCAGGAGAGCUAUGAGACCAGCAUCCCAGUCAGCGCUCCAGCUGGCUCCCUCCUGCUGACCAUCCAACCCUCGGACCCUGUGAGCAGAACCCUCAGGUUCUCCCUGGUCAAUGACUCAGAGGGCUGGCUCUGCAUCAAAGAGGUCUCAGGGGAGGUCCACACAGCCCAGUCCCUGCAUGGUGCCCAGCCUGGGGACACAUACACAGUGCUGGUGGAGGCCCAGGACACAGAUGAGCCAGGACUGAGCACUUCUGCCACCGUUGUGGUCCAUUUCCUGAAGGCCCCUCCUGUCCCAGCCUUGACUCUGGCCCCUGGGCCAAGCCGGCACCUCUGUACACCCCGACAAGACUAUGGUGUGGUUGUGAAUGGGGCCAGUGAGGACCCUGACCUGGCCAACAGGAAUGGUCCCUACAGCUUUGCUCUUGGUCCCAAUCCCACCGUGCAGCGGGACUGGCGCCUCCAGCCCUUCAAUGAUUCCCAUGCCUACCUCACCUUGGCCUUGCAUUGGGUAGAGCCUGGUGAAUACUUGGUACCCGUGGUUGUCCACCAUGAUGCCCAGAUGUGGCAGCUCCAGGUCCGAGUGAUUGUGUGUCGCUGCAAUGUGGAGGGCCAAUGCAUGCGCAAGGUGGGCCGCAUGAAGGGAAUGCCCACGAAACUGUCAGCUGUGGGCAUCCUUUUGGGCACCCUGGCAGCGAUAGGCUUCAUCCUCAUUCUUGUCUUCACCCACCUGGCUCUGGCAAGAAAGAAGGACCUGGAUCAGCCAGCAGACAGUAUGCCCCUGAAGGCAGCAGUGUGAGUGAUCCAAGCAGCCCUAGCUAGGAGUUCGGCCCCA
This is a messenger RNA of Psammomys obesus (fat sand rat), 2589 nucleotides long. RefSeq names its product cadherin 16 (gene Cdh16). NCBI's taxonomy places the organism in Eukaryota, Metazoa, Chordata, Mammalia, Rodentia, Muridae. Gene Ontology annotation, molecular function: calcium ion binding; cadherin binding. The transcript is spliced from 18 exons. Gene Ontology annotation, biological process: multicellular organism development; cell morphogenesis; calcium-dependent cell-cell adhesion. Bases 61 to 2553 code for a protein of 830 amino acids. Gene Ontology annotation, cellular component: catenin complex; adherens junction; membrane. The record is from RefSeq and is a predicted model, not a curated record.